Messenger RNA from Ostertagia ostertagi, 339 nucleotides. The record is from the annotation of a GenBank genome assembly. NCBI's taxonomy places the organism in Eukaryota, Metazoa, Nematoda, Chromadorea, Rhabditida, Trichostrongylidae.
AUGGGCAUCUGUAAGUACCAUGCUCAUGGAAAUCAUAAGUCGAAAAUUUUGCAAAAGGCACAAUUUCAGCCAUGUGCUCGACGCCGAUGGAAAUGCAUGAUAACUAAGACCGAGGUUUUCGUUGAUCAACACAAUAUGUAUCGACUUAUGAUUGUGAUUGAAGCAAAUCAACGAUUGCAAGUAUGUCAAAAAAUGCGGUUUUUGAGCAGCGCCUCACGUCAAGAACGGACUACCUGGGGGCCAGAGCACAUAUGGAGCUGUUAUGGAUUGGUUCUUGAACUACCAAUUGUUUGUGUUCCUGACGACGUUUGCAAUUUCUCCAUGGAACUUGAUAUAUAG